Cylicocyclus nassatus is the source of this 1476-nucleotide messenger RNA. Lineage: Eukaryota; Metazoa; Nematoda; Chromadorea; Rhabditida; Strongylidae. The record is from the annotation of a GenBank genome assembly.
CUGCAAAAUGUGGCCGAUGCAGUCUAGUUCGUUCAAAGUCUCUCUGUCACUCAUUGAGAUUUACUGAUUAUUGCGCUGGCCGGCGUCUAGCGUGCCAACUAAUACUGAUAAAUGACAGUUCUGAGCUUUUUAAUAUGUACUUGUGAACUCUUAUUCGUGCUACUGAUAUGCUUCUUCGUUGUGCUGCCAUUGAUGGUCAUUCUAUUUCCUGGAAUCGUAACCAAGUUAUUUUUCCUAAAUUUCAGAAGAAUACCCAUGACCGACUAUUCUGAUGUUUCCGCUAAUAAUGUCAACUCUCUCGGAAGAGCUUUUUAUCUCAGAGGCGACGAAGGCAACGUGGGUGUAUGGCAUAUGCUGCCAAAAUCAUUAUCUUACAAAUAUCGUGAGAAAGGAAUCCAUCCACAAGAUGAAGACAUCGAAGAAUCCCUAUCUGAUGAGAAACAUCCUGUUAUAGUAUAUCUGCAUGGAAAUUCUUUUGAUAGGACUAUCGGACAUCGAGUUGAGUUAUACAAUGUUUUAAACAAACUUGACUACCAUGUGGUAGCAUUCGAUUAUCGAGGAUAUGGCGACUCAGACGGCGAUCCAUCGGAGAAAGGAUUAGUCAAUGAUAGUCUUCUCAUAUACGAGUAUGUAAGACAACACAGCGGUAAUAAUACGGUCAUAAUAUGGGGCCACUCCAUGGGAACUGGCGUUGCCGUUCACCUAGUGAAAAAUCUCUGUGUGGACGGUAAUCCUCCUGAAGGUCUUGUCCUUGAGUCGCCAUUCAACAAUCUUGGAGACGCCAUAAUGGGGCACGUACUGGGCAUUCCUUUACGUUGGAUGUCUGAUGAAUUGCUGCGUAAGUGUAUAUUGGAACCUCUAAGAAGAACAGGGCUUGAUAUGAUCUCAGAUAAGCGAAUUCCAAAUAUAACAUGUCCUAUACUUAUGUUACAUGCUGAAAAUGACCACGUGAUUCCAGUCACUUUAGCAAGGAAGCUCAGGGAUGCCGCAGUGGCUUCGCAGCGCGAUAUCAAAUAUGUUGAGUUUGAAACGUCGAAGAACUACAAGCAUAAAUUCAUUUAUAUGGCGCCUGAACUCUCCACUCUUGUUCCGGAAUUCGUUGCCCACGUGAAGCAGGCGAAGAAGAAGAUUUCUUAAAAUCUAUAUAAUCUGCAUCUCACAUCUCUCACGGUUGUAAUAACAUGAAUAAGGUGUCUCACUUAUAGGCACCGAUUUCUGUGAUUCCAAGCUCUUUAAUAGAUGGAGCUUUCCUGGUGAAGCUAAACUUCGUACCGGUCUGUUUGUACUACUGUAUUGCAUAGCUUUUGUUUGGCCGGGCGCUUACUGCAUUUCUAGCCAGUCUACUCUGUCCUCCGGUACCUCUUCUCUUUUCUAGUCGUUGCACUUGCUUCAAGUUUUCCAAAGCUUGAUGAUACUGAUGCCAAUGUCUGUGAUGAUUCAUAUAUGCUGUGCUCGCUGAAAUACAUCUCUGUUUAU